Molecule: messenger RNA, 2543 nt
Organism: Rana temporaria (common frog)
Lineage: Eukaryota; Metazoa; Chordata; Amphibia; Anura; Ranidae
Gene: NGLY1
Product: N-glycanase 1
Exons: 12
Coding region: 20-1918 (632 amino acids)
Biological process (GO): protein deglycosylation; glycoprotein catabolic process; protein quality control for misfolded or incompletely synthesized proteins
Cellular component (GO): nucleus; cytoplasm; cytosol
Molecular function (GO): peptide-N4-(N-acetyl-beta-glucosaminyl)asparagine amidase activity
Source: RefSeq, a predicted model, not a curated record
UCCUCUUCCAGAGCCCAGGAUGGCUUCCAAUCAAUCCUCCGCCGUCACCGAGCUCUGCCAGAACGGACGGCAGGUCUUCCUGGACGCCUCUCAGCUCCUCCUCACCUAUGCCGACAAUAUACUGAGGAGUCCAAAUGAGGAAAAAUACAGAUCCAUAAGAAUUGGGAAUACAGCAUUUGCUACCAGACUUUUGCCAGUCCCAGGAGCUGUUGAAUGUUUAUUUGAAAUGGGAUUUGAAGAGGGGGAGACACAUCUUGUGUUUCCCAAAAAGGCAUCGGUUGAGAAAAUGCGGAAAGUCAGAGACUGUAUAGAAUCAGAGAGGAACAAGCGGAUGGCGGGGUCAGAGCCAACUUCCCCAGCUGCUUCAAGUAAACCACAACCAUCCAACCCCAACCCCCACCCCAACCUGGAAAGCAGACCCCAGCCUACAGCAGAAACUCCCUCCAACUACACGACUUCUGAGAUGCGAUUUUUGCAGACACUACAGUCAAAUGCACAUCAUGUGCUUGUUUAUGAGCGAUCUGAACUUCAACAAAAAGCUCGAGACCAGAUUCCUGUAUCAGAACUGCAAGCAAGAGCUCAGGAAAAACUGCUGCAAGCGAGAAGUCUCGAAUCUGAGUCCACUAUCAAUGAAGACGAUUUCCUCAUGUUAGAAUUAUUACGCUGGUUUAAAGAAGACUUCUUCCAUUGGGUAAACAGUCUGCCCUGUAGCCAAUGUAAUGGACAGACUGAGACUAAAGAGUCGCUCACCCCAUCAACAGAUGAUCUUCGAUGGGGGGCAACAAGGGUGGAAAAUCAUUACUGUAAUAAGUGUAAUCACAUCAACAGGUUUCCUAGAUACAAUAACCCAGAGAAGCUCUUGGAGACCAGGCGGGGUCGCUGCGGAGAGUGGGCUAACUGCUUUACAUUGUGCUGCAGAGCAAUGGGACUAGAAGCAAGAUAUGUAUGGGACAGUACAGAUCAUGUCUGGACUGAGGUGUUCUCUUCAUCUCAAAACAGAUGGCUUCAUUGUGACCCGUGUGAAAAUGCUUGUGACAAGCCUCUCUUGUAUGAGGUUGGAUGGGGAAAAAAGUUGUCUUACAUCAUUGCAUUCUCCAAAGAAGAGGUGGUUGAUGUCACUUGGAGAUAUUCGUGUAAACAUGAAGAAGUCAUCUUGCGGAGGAAGGAGAUUCGAGAAAGUUGGUUACGGGAAACGACUUCUGCUCUCAACAAGACGAGGCAGCAGUCCUUACCAGAACCCAGGAAGGAAGAGAUCCUCAGGAGACUAAUCGUGGAGAUUGUAGAGUUUAUGUCUCCGAAGACACCAAACCCUGGAGAGCUUGGUGGCAGAAUAUCGGGAUCUGUAGCCUGGAGGGUGGCACGAGGAGAAGUUGGUGUGCAGACCAAGAGCGUGGCAUUUGUUCCCACUGAAAAAGAAAAAGCUGCUAAACGUUUUCAUCUACAGUACAACAUUGUAGAUGAUCAGUACACACGAGUCUCAAAUGGCAACGAAGUGAUUGCUGGCUGGGAAAAUGGAGCCUGGGUAAACGAGUCCAUACACAGGAAAGUAGAAAAUGACUGGAAAAUGGUAUAUUUAGCUCGCAAAGAAGGUACUACAUUGGCCAAAAUUGGUUGGAAGGUUGAGUGUGCAUCAACUGGACUGAGAGUGAAGAGUAUAAGUGUCCGGACAAGCAGCCAGACCUACGAAAGUGGUUCAAUAAACUGGAAGCUGUAUUCUGCAGACACGCAAGUGGAUGUUAAUCCUGAUAAAAACCUCUGCUCCUACCCAGAUUUUUUAAAUGCUACAGAAGUUGUGUUGGAAGCUGAAUUAUCUGGCGGAGAAGGAAGUUGCGCAUGGCAACAUACACAGCUGUUUCGGGAGAGCCUGACUGACAAAGAAAAUAUGAUGGAAAUUAUUGUGACCUUUAAAGACACCUAGGAAUUUUUACUUAGCCAUUGUUUUUAAUUAUUAAGGGACUGGUUGGAAACAUUUUAAUUUUUGAAAUUUUAAGUAUGCAAGGUGUUUGAGGUUUUAUUGGUUCAAGAUAUGCAAAUUAUCUUCCUAAAGGUAUAUUCCCCAAGAAGCGCAUAUUAUAUUACAUUAACAUGUUCUGAAAUGUACUUUUUUAUCAUCCGAUUAUGUCUACGUCUGCCUUGUGGUAAAUGGUUACAAACUGUGGCUUCAUGCAUGAAACUGGAAGAAGGUCUGGGUUGCCUGUAGCAACCAGUUAUCUGUCAUUCCUCCAUUGCAGUUUAUACAAAAAAAAAUUCCGUGGACAUCUGAUUAGUUGUUAUGGGCAAAUGCCUCCGCUGUUGAUAUCCUUUUGAUGUAUAAAUGUAAUCCAUUGGGCCUUUUGUUUGAAAAGGGCCUGUGUUGUCUAUCACAACCAAUAAGAUUCAUUUUUGGUUUUGGCAGUAAAAAAUACGACCGCUUGAGUACCAGUGAGCUCUACAAGCCAAAUAGGCUUGUUCACUUAUUGCACAUUUGAAUGCUAUUGAAGUUUAAGGGCCAGUUCACACCAGACACAGUUCGUUCAGUUCCGUGUUCUUUAUUUCUGCACAAA